Phytophthora infestans T30-4 is the source of this 560-nucleotide messenger RNA. RefSeq names its product elongation factor Tu. Bases 12 to 560 code for a protein of 182 amino acids. Lineage: Eukaryota; Oomycota; Peronosporomycetes; Peronosporales; Peronosporaceae. The transcript has a single exon. Gene Ontology annotation, molecular function: GTP binding; translation elongation factor activity. Gene Ontology annotation, cellular component: mitochondrion. The record is from RefSeq and is a predicted model, not a curated record. Gene Ontology annotation, biological process: mitochondrial translational elongation.
AGCCCUUCCUGAUGCCCGUUGAGGAUGUUUUCUCCAUCUCGGGCCGUGGUACCGUCGUGUCGGGCCGUGUGGAGCAGGGUAUUAUCAACACCGGUGACGAAGUGGAGCUUGUCGGCCUUAAGCCGAGCACCAAGACGACGUGCACGGGUGUCGAGAUGUUCAAGAAGUCUCUGGACCGUGGCCAGGCUGGUGACAACGUUGGCCUGCUGCUGCGCGGCCUAAAGCGCGACGAGGUUCUGCGUGGCCAGGUGCUGUGCAAGCCCGGCACCAUCAACCCGCACACCAAGUUCGAGGCCGAGGUGUACGUGCUCAAGAAGGAGGAGGGUGGCCGCCACACGCCGUUCUUCAGCAACUACCGACCGCAGUUCUUCUUCCGUACCGCUGACGUGACGGGCAACAUCCUGCUUAAGGACGGCACGGAGAUGGUCAUGCCUGGUGACAACACGGCCAUUGACAUUGAGCUUAUCCACCCCAUCGCUCUGGACUCCGGUAUGAAGUUCAGCAUCCGUGAGGGCGGCCGCACCAUUGGUGCCGGUGUCGUGUCCAAGGUCGAUGCGUAG